Molecule: messenger RNA, 1251 nt
Organism: Triticum turgidum subsp. durum (durum wheat)
Lineage: Eukaryota; Viridiplantae; Streptophyta; Magnoliopsida; Poales; Poaceae
Source: the annotation of a GenBank genome assembly
AUGAUUCUAUGGAGAAACAGUUGGUGGUGCUGGUCCACCGCCCUACUAUUCUCACCACCUUCAAUCUGGUUAGCACCAAUCUUCUCUGCUUGCCUCCGUUGCAGUCUUGCAGAGCACCAAAAGGAAAAGGUAUGUUGCCCAUGGUUGGGACUUGGGAGGCUGAAGGUUGAUGCUGCCAAUAAAUAUGGAGGCAGCUACGAUUGCUGGUGGUUUCAUGGCGAGUUUUGCUUGUUUUGGAGUUUGGGACUUGGGAGGCUGAAGCUUCAAGCCAAGGCCGGCGUCAUGGACCCUGGCUCCGACAUCAUCGAGUACGAGAGGCCCGGCGUCGUGCGCGUGUACAAGAGCGGCCGCGUCGAGCGCUUCGACGGCACCGACACCAACACCGUCCCGCCCUGCCCCUCCGGGGACCCCGCCUAUGGCGUCGCCUCCAAGGACGUCGUCCUCGACGCCUCCGCCAACAUCUCCGCUCGCCUGUACAUUCCGGCCGCGGAGCCUGGCAAGAAGCUCCCCGUCGUCGUUUACUUCCACGGCGGCGGUUUCCUUGUCCAAACCCCGGCCUCCCCGUUCUACCACGCCUACACCGCGUCGCUCGCCGCCGCGGCGCCCGCCGUCGUCGUCUCCGUCAACUACCGCCUCGCUCCCGAGGACCGCCUCCCCGCCGCCUACGACGACGCCUUCGCCGCGCUUAAGGCGGUCGUCGCCUCGUGCCGCCCGGACGGCGUCGAGCCGUGGCUCGCGGCGCAUGGCGACGCCUCCCGCGUCGUCCUCGCCGGCGACAGCGCCGGCGGCAACAUCGCGCACAACACGGCCAUAAGGCUGCGGAAGGAACGCAUCGAGGGCUACGGCGACGGUGUCAGCGGCGUCGCGCUCCUGCACUCCUACUUCUGGGGGACAGAGCAGGUGGGCGGGGAGUCCACGGAUGCCGCCUACCGCGGCGAGUUUGAGCGAUUGUGGGACGUCGCCUGCGGCAGCCAGUUCGGCCCCGACCACCCUUACAUCAACCCGGCUACGUCGCCGGGGGAGUGGAGCCAGCUCGGGUGCGGCCGCGUGCUCGUCACCACGGCGGAGCUCUGCUGGUUCGUGGACAGGGCGCGCGCGUACGCGGAGGGGAUCAAGGCGUGCGGAUGGGACGGAGAGGUCGAGUUCCACGAGACCAAGGGCGAGGAGCAUGUCUACUUCUUGUUUAAAUCCGGCUGCGACAAUGCCGUCAAGGAGCUCGCCGUCGUGGCCGACUUCGUCGGGCGCUGUUGA